AUAAUCUUCCGCCCCGUUUCUCCCUUUCCCGGUCUCUCUCCCGCUCCUCCAUCCGCUCACUCGCCAAUCACCAUCGGCCCCGCAUCCCAGAGUUCCUGACGCCCCAACGGCUACUGUUGCUAUGCUGUGCCGCCAUUCAAUGGCAACGACGCCCACGCGGCAAUCGCAGAGCGGCCUUGCAGUGCCGGCGCCGGUGUCGGUGCAGCACGUGGCGAAGGCGUCCUCGGACGAGCUGCUCCGCAAGUUCGCCGACCCGGAGGACGACGACGACAAGCCGCGGCACCCGGCGCCGCCACGCCGCAGCUUCAAGCGCUCGUCCAGGCGCGUGGCGUCGGGGCUGUCCGCGAGGGACUCCGGAUCCGCGGCGGGGACGGAGCUGGCCGCGCCCCCCAAGCGGCGCCGGAGCCUCGGCGGAUCCAGCGAGUGGCGGGCUGGGCUGCUGCUGCCCACUACAACCAAGGCCGGGUCUGCUGCUCGGAAAGGAAGCGCGGCCCGACGGGGCGGAGCUGCUCGGCUCGACGAGGCCGGCAUCGGCCUCCUCCUCGCCGCGCUGGAGCGGACGUGGAGGAAGACGGUGGCGGGGGCGUCCAAGAUGUUCGUGGAGAGGCACCGGACCAACCACGUGCAGCUCAUCAGCGACAUGGUCUGAUGGAGCUGGCUCUGAGCCGGCCCAUCAGGGCUCAGGCGACAAGCUAAGCUAGCUAGCUGCUCACCAUUUUCUGAUGUUCGUGGAGUAGUUUCUACGAAUCGAAUUCGUUUUCAUUCAUUGGGUCUUGGUAGGAUUUAGCGGAAUAAAAAUGGCAGAGAAGAAGGAAGCGAAUCGAACCUGCAGCUACGUCACGUUGCUCCGUGUGGUUCAGUUCAGCUUCUUGGUUUCCUACUGCCGUUGUGUGCUUGCUUGUGUUUUUAUUCCCUCCAAUGCGUCGAUGAAGCGUCGUCGGCGAGUACCGUGUUGUAAAUUCAAGUUUGCAAAUUUUCUACCAGGCAUAUAUGCUAGAUGGAUCUUCAUCUUCCAGUGUAUAUAUGUUUAGUUUGAUAGUUUCCUUAUGUUCCAGCUCGUACGUGCAGUUUUUUCCCAUGAUCAUGUGAAUCGUAGUAGAGGAGACAGAGAGGGGUCGUUGCCUGCCGAUGACAGGCGAGUCCACGGUGCCAGUGCUGUUGCGGGGAAUAGUCUCUUGUGAAGCUAAUUGAGCCUUAAAUUUGUGU
This is a messenger RNA of Brachypodium distachyon (stiff brome), 1206 nucleotides long. RefSeq lists its product as uncharacterized. NCBI's taxonomy places the organism in Eukaryota, Viridiplantae, Streptophyta, Magnoliopsida, Poales, Poaceae. The transcript has 2 exons. Bases 122 to 649 code for a protein of 175 amino acids. The record is from RefSeq and is a predicted model, not a curated record.